CGGUCGACGACUGUCUUUGUGUUUCACGAGAAGGUGUGCCGCCCGGAUUUUACCCUCAGCCGCAGCACCGUCAAUGCGGGUGUUUGCAGAACUGUGAUGUUGCGCCAUGUAGACCUUGAGCUUUUCAGUAUCGGCAUCCUCUGGAGGUUCCCAUCUCGAUUCGUGUGUCUUCUGGUUGAAGUAGUACGGGAGGUUCUUGGAAUUGGAAUGGCGGACUUCCCAGUCGGGGGGUAGGCCAGUGUCGGUCUAUUUGUCAGGGCUGGCUCGUACACUGGUUGUAGUGAGCCUGCGCCUGAUGUUGAACUGAUAUCCGCAGGUGGAAGAGGCGCAAUCGGGUGGGGGUGAGUACGUAUUUAAGACUCGUCUUCUUUGUUGUCGUUGUUUGCCAACGUCUUUCACCACCAACAGAUUAAGGUGGGAGUGGAAAAGAAGGAGUAUGGUAGAGGAGGUCGGUCACUUGACACUGUGUGGAUAUAAAAUGGAUGGGCGAUCGAGCACCAGAGUUGAGGGUGUGGUAGACUCUGGUUGAGUAGAUGAUGGGAGAGUCAGGUGCUUGCUAAUGGUGGUCUGGGUGUCCGAGGCCUUGGGAUGCCAGGCACAGACAUUCACCAGGCUUGUGUUUACGUACUAUGCGGUGUUGCUGCCCAGGCACUCGGCUCGCCUACUGAAUUAGUGAGCCCACCUGGACUUGCUUUACUCGGUACCUUGCUGCAGGUAACAAUCGACCUGCGCAAGGCCUGACUCCCGCCCAUGAUCAACGCGGGGCAAAUUUUCGUCCUGAUUGCCGCUCCUAGGGCCAAAAUCCAAUGUCUACACGUUCAUCAUCCUCUUGUUGACCCAUUACUCGAUCUUUAUUCAAACUAACGGUUCAAAUCGAGAAUUCAUUCUCACACUCAGCGCGUCUUCUAUGACCAAUUGAAAUUCCACCCCGAUCCUUGUUAUCUGUUGAGAUUUCGCCGCCAGUCUUCUCUCCGUCGAUAGACUUGUACAUCGCGACAACAACAACGUCUGACAAAAUCGCACUCACUGCACUACUCUCGGAUCUUUCUCGCGUCACAGGCUCUUUCUUUUCACACUCGCGACUAUGUCUGCAGCAGCGUCUCCUGCACCGUCAGAAGGUGAAUCCAAGAGAGGGGAAGUGUCUUAUAGAUUCUGUCAAGAAUGUUCCAACCUCCUCUAUCCAAAAGAAGACCGAAACACAUCGACUCUGCUCUACAUUUGCAAAGCCUGCCAUGCUACCACCACACAUGACUCGGCAUGCACCUACCGACAACAACUGGGUGCCACAGUGCAGGAAACAGCUGGAGUGACUACAGAUGUUUCAAAUGAUCCAACUGUGGGUUCUGAUUCUCUCGAAAUCCCUCUAUGUUUCUGUACCUUUUGUGGAGAGCGUGUGAGAUGCAGCAAAUGCGAAGAUAAAGCUAUGGAUGAUCCGGACCUUUCUGGAUCUCUAGAAAGCUCUCCGAGUCCACCAUCGCUCUGAGUUUAUGUUGUUUUUCCAGACACCCAGGCUGACAGGUCGCUUCGAACAUAGCUUCCUAGGGCAAACACCAGAUGCCCAAGGUGUCGGGAAACAGAUGCAGUCUAUUUCCAAUCUCAGCAACGAGGCGCUGAAACGGGAAUGAAACUCUACUACGUAUGCGUUGCCUGCAAUCAUGUCUACACAAGCGUUUGAGCACGGUGUUGGAGGACAUUGAAGCAUGAUAUCCUACCUAGGCAUGCAUAUUUCCAAGGCGUUUGGUUUGCGGUAAAUCAUCAGAACGAAAUUACGAGGGAUACCCAGCAUGCACACCCCUAGUGUUCAGGGAGUUCAGGAUAGCAUUGUACUGUCGCAGAAUUGACUGUUUUAUUUCGCAUACGACUUCCAUAUUCCUACAUUUUGCUUUUUGACUACAC
This is a messenger RNA of Exophiala oligosperma, 1896 nucleotides long. RefSeq lists its product as uncharacterized. Gene Ontology annotation, molecular function: DNA-directed RNA polymerase activity; nucleic acid binding; zinc ion binding. The record is from RefSeq and is a predicted model, not a curated record. Gene Ontology annotation, cellular component: RNA polymerase II, core complex. The coding region runs from base 1085 to 1483 and encodes 132 amino acids. Lineage: Eukaryota; Fungi; Ascomycota; Eurotiomycetes; Chaetothyriales; Herpotrichiellaceae. Gene Ontology annotation, biological process: maintenance of transcriptional fidelity during transcription elongation by RNA polymerase II; DNA-templated transcription; transcription initiation at RNA polymerase II promoter. The transcript is spliced from 4 exons.